CUUUUUCAGUACAUAUUUUUCACAAAUUCCCAAAUAAAUUCCUCGAGAAAAAAGGCUUUUACUGACUUUGAUUCUAAUAAUAUAAGUAUAACCUGCCUGCCAUGGAUGUACUCUCGCGGCCUGCUGAAGAAUUUGGUAAUGAUGAAACGUUGGAGCACUUAUGGGCAGCUAGGGCUAUGGAACACAGCGAUAUAUAUUUUAAUGUCCUCUGCUCCGUAGAUACAAGAUGGUUGCGACUGACACCUCAUGAUGAUGUAAUUUAUACACACUUCAGACAAGAUUUUCCAGACCUAGAUGUAUCCUACAUUAAUGAGAAUGAAAUUAAAAACAAUACAAAUAAAUCCAAAUGGAGAAUGUACUGUGAGAAAUUCAAAAACAUAGUUGAAGACUAUAGUUUUGGUACUCUAUUGAGGGCUGAUACAAAAGGUGAUUACUCAGAACAAAAUACUAUGUUAGUUCCCAGAGUACAGUUUUAUGCAAUUGAAAUAGCAAGAAAUAGAGAAGGACUGAAUAAUGAGGUUAAGAAACAUUUCAAGUGUGCGUCUAAAGCCAACUUGGAAGUACCAGAAAAAUCUAAAGUUGCUGUAUAAUACAGCUUUAGCAGUCAUUGCAGCUUUGUAAUUUUUAUAGCAUUACUGAAUAGUCAAGUUUCCCUGAAUUUGUAACUUAACAGACCCAGAGAAGUAGAAAUCAAUGAAUGGCA
This is a messenger RNA of Chilo suppressalis (striped riceborer), 703 nucleotides long. The record is from the annotation of a GenBank genome assembly. NCBI's taxonomy places the organism in Eukaryota, Metazoa, Arthropoda, Insecta, Lepidoptera, Crambidae.